AGCACACUCCAGCAGCACAAUGAUCAACAUGGACAUCAGUGUAACCCCCAACUAUUCAUAUAUCUUUGAUUUCGAGAACGAUUUCAUACACCAGCGCACACGCAAAUGGAUGCUGGAGAACUGGACAUGGGUCUUCUACUACUGCGGCAUUUAUAUGCUGGUCAUAUUUGGGGGUCAGCAUUUUAUGCAAAACCGACCGAGAUUUCAACUGCGUGGCCCACUAAUCAUAUGGAACACCCUGUUAGCCAUGUUCAGCAUAAUGGGUGCUGCACGCACUGCGCCGGAAUUGUUGCACGUCCUACGGCAUUAUGGACUUUUCCAUUCGGUCUGUGUUCCCAGUUACAUUGAGCAAGACCGUGUGUGCGGCUUCUGGACCUGGUUAUUUGUACUGAGCAAACUACCGGAAUUGGGCGAUACGAUAUUCAUCGUAUUGCGUAAACAGCCGUUAAUCUUCCUGCACUGGUAUCAUCACAUCACUGUGCUGAUCUACUCGUGGUUCAGCUACACCGAGUACACUAGUUCCGCUCGCUGGUUCAUUGUGAUGAACUACUGUGUGCACUCCGUGAUGUACAGCUACUAUGCGCUCAAGGCGGCUCGCUUCAAUCCCCCACGCUUCAUCUCAAUGAUCAUCACGUCGCUGCAGCUGACACAAAUGAUUAUCGGCUGUGCGAUCAAUGUGUGGGCGAAUGGAUUCCUGAAGACCCACGGCACUCAGUCGUGCAAUAUAUCGCAGCGUAACAUCAAUCUAUCGAUCGCCAUGUACUUCAGCUACUUUGUGCUGUUCGCACGCUUCUUCUACAAGGCCUACCUGUCGCCCGGUGGUCACAAGAGUCGCCGCAUGGCCGCCUCGCUGGUGGCACAGAAUACGGCUAAAUUGUCGAGUCCCAUUUCCACAGCUGAUGCGAACGUCAUGUCUAGUAAAUAUGUUGGUGAGGAUGCACAGGCUGCCUAUAUGCGCAAAGCGAAGGCACAGUAGAGCCUAACUUUAAUGUUGCAUGCGCCCCUCUUCCUCUGGCAAAAAGGCUAAGGACAUUUAAUUUUUACUUUAGUGGGAUGUAAAAGUUGUAUUUUUUUAGUUUUAAACCCAGGCAAAACUCAAAACUCACACAGAUACUGGCGCACAUACGUUUACCUUUAAUUAUAAGUUUAGAGUUUUACCAGGCAAAA
This is a messenger RNA of Drosophila navojoa, 1167 nucleotides long. It is a transcript of the gene Baldspot, whose product is annotated as elongation of very long chain fatty acids protein baldspot. Gene Ontology annotation, molecular function: fatty acid elongase activity. The record is from RefSeq and is a predicted model, not a curated record. Gene Ontology annotation, biological process: fatty acid elongation, saturated fatty acid; fatty acid elongation, polyunsaturated fatty acid; sphingolipid biosynthetic process. Lineage: Eukaryota; Metazoa; Arthropoda; Insecta; Diptera; Drosophilidae. Gene Ontology annotation, cellular component: endoplasmic reticulum membrane.